Molecule: messenger RNA, 1479 nt
Organism: Colletotrichum lupini
Lineage: Eukaryota; Fungi; Ascomycota; Sordariomycetes; Glomerellales; Glomerellaceae
Exons: 4
Coding region: 1-1479 (492 amino acids)
Source: RefSeq, a predicted model, not a curated record
AUGAUUUGCACAGUAUUGUUCCGUCCCAUUCGUGAGCUUGUUUCACUCCCCAGCCGCUACUGGGCAUAUUAUCAACAGCUUCCCGCGGCCCACUACAGCCUCGUGAAGGACAAGCAGCAUUGUUAUUCUGGGGCGAUCAGGCUUUGGUGUCUAGCGAACCGAGGUCACAGACACGCCAAUUUGUUCAACCUCACCCAUGCCAAUACACGACCAGCACCGUCACGACGAGAAAACAUCAUUUUGUACGAAGAAUUUGACCUCCUCUUUAAUGACGGAUCUUAUAGCACCGCCAGGAUGAGCUUCGACCCAACUCUUAUAAUCAAGGCAUCAUUUGGUAUCACCAAACCCAAACGCCUCAUCAAACCAUCGGUCUACUCUCAUCAUCCAUCUCUCACUGGUACCAGCCCUCUCAUCUACUUCUGCCUCCCCGUAACAGCUCCAACAGCCAACGUCUCGAUCCGCCCGGAAUAUAACUUCAUGACAUGGCAGACCGGAUCCCCCCAAACCACACCCCUCAGCUCCUCAUCAGUCACAGUCUGCGCAACAACACCCUCGUCCAACCUUUCCGCCACUGUCUUCCGGUCCCGCGGCCUCGCCUUCGGGUCUCCGCUCCGCAGCACCACAAUCCUGCCCGGCGAGCUCAGCGUUCCCGGCGGGAGACGCCACACCGGCUUGCCGCUCCCCUCCCUCUUCCUCCUCUCCCGGUCCCUCUCCGACUCCCUACCAGCCGCGUGCGGAACCAGCGACAUCUUACUCUCCUUAUUCCUCAGCGUCAUCUUACUUGCCUUGGCAGCCAACGACCUCCCCUUCUUCUCUCCUCCAGACUCACCACCACCGCCCCCUGAAGAACACGAACCCGAAGUAGACGGCGCCGAGCUGGCAUACAACUCCAACAAACUCUUCACAUACGCCUUAUCCGCCCUCGCAAUCGGAUCCCCCUCAUUCACAAACGUCAAGAACAAACUCUUCCGCAGCUCCGCCCUCUCAGGCCUCUUCAACGGCAACAAACUCACAGGCGGCGUCCCAAAGGUAACGCAAUGCACCCUCUUAAAACACCCCGUCAACGCGUUCAACUCGCUCCCGGCCCGGGGCGACGUAGACAACAUAUGCGCAUACAACAAACUCGCCACCGCGCCGCCCGCAGAAUGCCCCGUAAUCAACAGACUAUACGCCGCCCGCCCCGGGUCCUCCUCGAGCAACUGCCGCAGCCGCGCCGCGACGGGCUUCACCAUCUUGCGCGCCACCGCCAAAAACCCGGCGUGGCACGAGUUCCCCGCGUCGUCGAGGAAGCCGUCGGGGGAAGCCGGGGCGGUGUUGAGGUUGACGGCCCAGUCCAUGAAGGUGGCGGAGCCGCGGAUCGCGAAGACGAUGGUGUUCAUGUGGUCCAUGGGGACGGACUUGAUGACCAUUGCUUUCGUGCCGGUUUUCCAGUCUGCCGAGACGUGGGCGUCGCGCUCGGCGCCUUUGGGGUGGUCGUAG